AAGAAGGUACUAACAAAAGACAAAUGGAGGAAAACCAAGAUUUAUGUCAAAGAGAAGGGAGAAGUGAAUAUGACUAUUUACUCAGUCACUUAGACACACAAUUUGGGAAGCUGAGAGUAGAAAUACAAGCUAACACUAUAGACAUCAAGAAAGAACUGCUGACUCGUAAUCAACGAUUCCUAGGAAUAGAAGAAAAAUUAAAUGGGCUGGAACAUGAUGAAAACGCCCACAAAGAAGAACAGCUGGCACUAGAGAAAAAGAUGGCUGAUAUAGAGAACAAAUUGGUAGACCUAGAAGACCCGUCAAGACCGAACAAUUUAAGAAUUAGAGGAGUAUCAGAGCAAAUAAAUCUAAAAAAUCUAGAACCAUAUAUAGAAGAAUUUCUUAAACACCUGAAGGUUGAAUGA
Molecule: messenger RNA, 407 nt
Organism: Pelobates cultripes (western spadefoot toad)
Lineage: Eukaryota; Metazoa; Chordata; Amphibia; Anura; Pelobatidae
Source: the annotation of a GenBank genome assembly